Messenger RNA from Mauremys mutica (yellowpond turtle), 3312 nucleotides. RefSeq names its product cytidine and dCMP deaminase domain-containing protein 1-like. The record is from RefSeq and is a predicted model, not a curated record. Gene Ontology annotation, molecular function: dCMP deaminase activity. Lineage: Eukaryota; Metazoa; Chordata; Testudines; Geoemydidae. Gene Ontology annotation, cellular component: cytoplasm. The coding region runs from base 323 to 1750 and encodes 475 amino acids. The transcript is spliced from 12 exons. Gene Ontology annotation, biological process: dUMP biosynthetic process; dTMP biosynthetic process.
CAGAUUUUAAUUCUUGUUUAUCAAAUAUUGUAGUAAACUGAUCCUGAGAUACCUCACCCUCUCCCUUUUCUAGUGAGCAGGGAUCUGGUGCCAUUCAUGGUAAUAGAUGGGAUCCCAUCCAUUACUAAACCUCAUCAGAGAAAAUCUGAUAUAUCAUUCCUAAUUUAAACUUUUUUUCUUUUAUCCUCCAGCUUCCCCCUUCAGUAAGCAAACAGAGAAUUCAGAAAAAAGAGAUGGAGAAGAAACAGAAAGAAAGAAUGAUAAAGGUCCUCCUUCUCGUCUACCAAAUAAAGAAGACUUGUGCAUCUUCUUAGCACUCCAUAUGGAAAAUUCACCAAACUGUCAAGAGCCAGCAUGUAAAUAUGUUGGUAACAAACAAAAAAACCCAAAUAUCUUAAAAUUUUUCAAAACUGGAAUUGUCAUCUGUGAAGCUAAUAAACCGAAAAGGAUUAUCACAAUGGACUGCUCCACUAAGGAUCUUCAUGCUGUGCCAAAAGCAUUGUUAAGAUUUCCAAAUGCACUGAGAGGCUGUGAAGUUUACCUGUCUCGAAUGCCUUGCAUCAGUUGUGCAAAACUUUUGAUUCAAGCUCAAGUUUCUCAAGUGUAUUACUGGCCUAAUCUUGAAAUACAAACAACAGAAGUUAAUCUGAACAAAAUUGAAAUGGAAGCUGAACAUGUUGAUAACAUCUUUAGGGAAAGCUAUAUCACUGCAGCAGUCUACGUACCAAUAUUAGAUGUUGAAAUGGUGAAGCGAAGGAUUUUUCCACGAACAGGAUCACCUCCAGUUGAUAAGAACACCACUCCAAUUACCUCUGUAUAUGAUCAUAAACGAUCACGUAAACUUUUAGAAAUACUUAACCUGACGCACAUUAAAAAAGAUAAAUCAUUCCAACGAUCAUAUGAAGAUGAUAUUGAUAAAGCAAUUGAUUCUUUUCAGACACUGGCAGGUGGCAUUGAUACCGAAAUAAAGGAAAAUAAUUUUCAAGAGGAUAAACAUGCCGUUGAAAAACAGCCCAAGUAUACUCAUGCAUUGCAGCUCUGUAACUUACUAGCAGCCAGAAAUGACAGUCCUAAUAUUGGAGUGGGGACACUGAUCUACAGGAAAGAAGACAUUGUCGCUGUUGGCUACAAUGGAUUUCCAAAAGGGACAGCGAAUAGUCUGUUUGCACAGAAGGAUGAUGGUAGUUGUGACCAGCAUGCAAUCAUCUGUGCAGAAGCUAAUGCAAUUAUUCUAAGGACUAAGGAUAAUCUGAGUGGCACUGAAUUAAUCACCACAUGUGAGCCCUGUAGUGUCUGUGAAAACCUAAUUAAAGCAAUGAAGAUAGAGAAAAUCAUUUGGCCUAAUCGAGAUGGAAAAAAGCAACCAGAAGGUGCAACUAAAGAGCCAACAGAAGAAGAAAAUAAUCCAAGCACUGAAUCCUUUCAGGUAAAAAGCAGCAUCAAAAAACAUUGUGGUGAAAAGUUGUUAGCACUCCAAGCUGAUCGAGAGAAAUGUAAUAGAAAGGUCUCAGGAGAGAAGGAAGGAAAGACAAUGGAAAUACAGUCACCAGCAGAUGAGGGACAUGCUUCUGGUCAGCAGGCCAUUUUAAAUUCAUCAGAAGCGUCUGCAUCCCACAGAGAUGGCAUAGUGAAAGAAGACAGUGAAAAAACAAAUCCUUUAUUGACCGAGACUGAAUCCUUGGACAAGCCAAAAGAGUCACAUAAUGCAGAGGGGCCCUCUGUGAAUGCUGCAGAAGAUGAACCAGCAUAAACAUCAGAACAAUCAGAAGAGUUUUAGGGACAUGGCAACCCCCCAAAAACUCAGAUAGUUCAGUAUCAGGUUAUUAAUCUUGAGAUGCCAGGCACUAUAUGAUGUUAUAAACUUAAAAUAAUAAUGCAUUUUAAUCGUAUAGGUACCUCUUUCCAUAAGUUUCUAGGCAUCUUAGCAAAAAUAACUGAAAACAUAUUAUAUGACAGUUCCACACAAACAGCCCUAGUAGAGCUCCCAAAUCUGGUUGGGCAUGUCCCAGGGAUCCAGUGAGAUGGGCCCUGUGUGCUCUUUAAGUCUCCUGAACAGAGUCCAGACCUUACCCCUGUGACAGUGGAAAGCCAACAGACACACAGACUAACUUUGCACAGCAUUCUAAAACACAAUUACUCUUUACUUAGCAACACAAAAGAUACACAGACAACAGAAUAAGCACACCUCCGUUUCCUAACCAUUCUGGAGAGUUCUUUGGACUUGGGCUUCCUCUGGGCUGUCCAGGAUCCUUCUUCUGCAGCUCAUGGUUUCUUUUUAGAAUCACUGAGUACUUCUAAGUUAGUUAGGUUUCUUUGAACUUGGCUAGCCCUGGACCCCCUACUAAGAACGCAUGCACUUCUCUUCCUUUCUUCUGCCCAAAGCUUCCUGUGUCUUGAUCUGUGAGUCUUCCCUCAAAUUUUUAUGGCCACUACCAACAUCUGGUUUCUUUGUUCUCCUGCUGGGUAUUUUCUGAUUCCCCUUCCUGCAGAGAAACUUGGUUGAACUGAUUUCCCUACUUGGGCAAUCUCCUUAGCAGACCCUUUGGUCAGAGAACAAUCAUUAAGGUUCACAACUCCCUGGUCAGGUGGAAUCUACAUCCUUAUAGAGGCAUUUCCUGAUACAACAAUUUCAUAAUUUCAUAACAUCAAACAGAAUUAAUAAGUUGUACCUAGAGUCCCCAAAUAAUCAGAGUGACACACAAUGUGGAAAUGUUUGGACAUAUGCAGGAAAAUUACUUUUAUUAUUAUAAUAAUAUCUAGAGGCCCCAGCUGCGAUUGUGGGGGCCCAUUGUGCCAAGUGCUGUGCAAACACAUACUAUAAGACAAUCCCUGUCACCAAAGAGUUCACAGCCUGAGACCCUGGACCUGCGAACACUUGCAAACGUGUCAUUUAAAAAUCAGACCAACACAGUUUGUGAGAAAGUUGCAUUAUGCCCAUUUUAACUGAGCCACAUAGAGACUAAGUGACUUUCACUGGAAAUCUGUAAGGCUGUCAGGAAUUGAGCCCACACCAGAGUCUGAACAAUAAACCAUCCUUCCUGGUGAAAAUAACUGGAAACUUGUGCUGGCAAUAUCUUCAAAGACGGUCUAUCAAAGUAUGCUAGAUUCUUAAAGAAACUCCCUCUUCAGGUAGCAUAUAUAUAAACAAUUAUACACUAAUAGAAUUUUGAAGUAAUUGCCCCAUUUCAGAGAGAGUGUGUGUGUGUGUGUGUGGUAUGUAUAUAUAAUCUACCUCUACCUCGAUAUAACGCUGUCCUCGGGAGCCAAAAAAAUCUUACUGCAUUAUAGGUGAAACCGCGUUAUAUCAAACUU